AUGGAUCGCGGAAGAAACAACGCUGGCCGUCGUCAUCCUAGACGUGACAACCGCCGUGGAGGUGGCGGCAGUCAUGACAACCCCAGAUCGGGCGGUGGUGGCGGCGGUCGUCGCCAGCAGCACCACCGGGACCAGGACCAAGACGAGGACCAGCGCGAGCAGAGAGCUCAGCCCGGCCCAUCUUCAGCAAUCCCCCAGGCUGCCACGCCGCCCCUUACUGAGGCCGUUCCCAAGGACACACCGAGGUUCGCCGAUAUGGUCGGCGUCCACCAGUCCCUCGUCCAGGCCAUCACCGAGGACCUCAAGUUCGACCACAUGAUGCCCGUCCAGGCCGCCACGCUCGAUGAGCUCCUCCCCCCCAAGCGCAGCGAUUGUCUGGUCCAGGCCAAGACGGGAACCGGCAAGACCAUCGCCUUCCUGCUUCCUGCCAUUCAGACUCUCCUCACGCAAAACCGCGGCCGCGGAGGUGGCAUCUCCCUCUUGGUCAUCUCACCGACUCGCGAGCUGGCUAUGCAGAUCGCCAAGGAGGCAGAGGGCCUCCUGCAGCGCCUUCCCCAGUACCGCGUCUGCAUCGCCAUUGGCGGUACGAACAAGGACCGCGAGGAGAAGCAGAUCCUUCAGGGCUGCAACAUCCUCAUCGCUACACCUGGCCGCCUCAUCGACCACAUGGCCAACGAGUACAUCCGGGACUCCUUCAGCAACCUUGACACCUUGGUUCUUGAUGAGGCCGACCGUCUGCUGGACAUGGGUUUCAUGCCCGCCCUGAGGGACAUUGUCCGCGCCCUGCCCGACAAGUCCAAGACGAACCGUCAGGGCAUGCUCUUCUCCGCCACCAUCGCCCCCCACGUUCAGCAAGUAGCAGGCCUCGUCCUCUCCCCGGGUUACAAGUUCAUCUCCACCAUUCCCGCCGGUGAGGCCAACACCCACGAGCGUGUUCCUCAGCACCUGAUCAAGGUUUCCAACUUUGCCUCAGUUGCGCCCGCCAUGGUCGGCGCCAUCCGCGAGGAGGCUGCUUUUGUUGGCCCCGAAACCUUCAAGGCCAUCGUCUUCGCCCCUACCGCCGCCCUCGCCGACUUUUACGGCGAUAUCCUCGCCAACAUUCCCGGCAUGCCGCCGGCCUCUGUCCUGCACUCCCGUAUCUCGCAAGGCAGGCGCACCAAGACGACGAACGACUACCGCGAUGCCAAGACUGGUGUCCUCGUCGCCACCGACGUUGUUGCCCGCGGCAUGGACUUUCCCGGCGUCACCUCCGUCUUCCAGGUCGGCAUUCCCGCAGACAAGGAGUCCUACAUCCACCGCCUGGGCCGCACAGCCCGCGCUGGCGCCGAGGGCCGCGGCAUCUUCAUCGUGACGGAGCUCGAGGACUUCUUCCCCCGCUGGCAGCUCAAGGAAAUCAUCUUUGAGCAGCGCGCAGCCGAGCUUUCCUCUGCGCAGCAGGUGUACAGCAUUGCAGAGCAGCGCAUCGAUGAGGCACAAAAGGCUAAGAUCUACCAAGCCUGGCUCGGUUACUACAAGAACUGGAUGAAGCAGCUCAAGUGGGAGAAGGAGGACCUCGUCGCGGAGGGCAACACCUUUGCCCGCGACGCGCUUGGCAGCCCUGAGACGCCGCCCAUUGGCAAGAGCACCGUCGGCAAGAUGGGCCUGCGAGGCACUCGAGGCCUGGUUGUCGUGCCUGAUAUGCCCAAGGGCCGUCACGGACGCGGGGGCGGUGGUGGUGGCGGCGGUGAGGGACGCAGUGCUGGUUCCGGUGGUCGCGGCAAUCGUGGAAGACGCGGAGGAAGAAAUUAA
Colletotrichum aenigma is the source of this 1788-nucleotide messenger RNA. Its product is annotated as ATP-dependent RNA helicase MSS116. The record is from RefSeq and is a predicted model, not a curated record. Gene Ontology annotation, cellular component: mitochondrion. The coding region runs from base 1 to 1788 and encodes 595 amino acids. Gene Ontology annotation, molecular function: nucleic acid binding; ATP binding. The transcript has a single exon. NCBI's taxonomy places the organism in Eukaryota, Fungi, Ascomycota, Sordariomycetes, Glomerellales, Glomerellaceae.